AUGGUUUGUUUACUCUGCAUACUCCUUAGUAUCUUCAGCAACUUUAGCUAUCCAACGGAAUACAGUACAGGUCCCAUUUGUUCAAAAAGUGGAUAAAGCUAUCCAUCGGAUAAAUCACCGUAUCCACUGGAUAGCGCAAUUGGUUUCCUUAACACUUAUCCGUUGGAUAGUGAUUUAUCCGUUGGAUAGCGCUAUCCAACUUUUGAACAACUGGGGCCAGUUGAUAAUGGCAUAUGCAAAAUGGGAAGAUUUGUAUAGGUUAAUGCAAAAAAGUUUCUCAUAUUUUUACUUAUAGAGUUUGCACUCGUCUUUCUUUCUUUAGUUAUUUAGGACUCAUUUCUUACUAAGUUGGGUUUCGCACUUCUCAGUUUGACUUCUUGAAAUAAGGAGAAAACCCCGGGGGAUACUCCCAUAUAUGGCGGGGCUAGAUUGGUAUGUGCCGCCCCAUAGGGUAUGGUUUGUGAGAGUCUCUAUCCCUAAAUACAUGGGUAUCACUUUUGCAAUUGUUGACGUUAUGUUCCCGGUGUGAUCCUUAGAUAGGUUACCGUUAUGACAUCAGCUAAAAUUCAAGUGGGUAAAUGCCCAGCUACACGAGAAACAAAUUAUCUGUUACAACUUAACUUUUUUGGGAGUAUUAGGGAAGGGAUUAAUGAAGAUUUGUGUAUUUUCAUUAAAUUCUUAGUUUUCCGUUGAAUUGGGUCUCAUUUUUCAGGUCCUGACUCACAAACCUGCGUAGACAUUUUACCCUGUUCAAAUAAUGACAGAUUUCUAAGGAUUCAUACCAUUUCUUUUUACUUAAAAAACCGUAGCAAAUAGAGUGACAUGUUUUUGAUAAGUCCGUAUUUCCUCCCGUGUUUGUAGCCCUUUAAUUAAGUGUCUCCUAUCAAACAAGUUUCACUUCCUUAAUUAUUGCUCCAGUCACUGUUCCUACUCUUCUUCCCCUUUGUCUGUUUCGGUUUUUAUAUCAAUAAAUAAUGUGCCCGUGACGUUUCUCCGUACAGCUCGCUCCACACAGACACUCAGACAAUACGGAAGCCAUGCCGUGUUCUCUAGGUCUUAAAAUUCAAUUCUUGUACUUUUUAUAAUACGUUGUAAUUUUUGUUUUCAUUUUUAAUAGUACUUGGCUGCAACCAUUUCCAUCGCUGUUCAGACAGCUAUAAGUAGUGACCGAUACCUUUCUUUAGCAAGACCAAUGGCUGCGAUUGCCUAUCAUCCAAGAUUUUUUACUCCUUCCUGGAUGAUCCGGCUGGCUUGGACCUACUCCUUAGUGCAGUUUCUACCUACGCUUUAUUUCGCUGAUGUCAAAUCUAUAACCUUCGAUGACAACCAAACAGUAUGUUAUUGUACCACGGUACGUAAUAAUACUUCUCCAGGAAUAGCUUACUUAAUAUCUCUCUCCAUGUCUUCUUUCGUUCUGCCUCUGUUGACGAUGAGUAUUUUAUACUAUAAAGUCGCAAGAGUUGUUUGGAGACGGCAGCAAAAUAUCUCAGUCUCAUCUACCACCAGCUCCAACACGGCGACCUUAAAACUUUUAAUUCAAACGCGAAAACGAGUGACUCUAGCGUCGCUUAUUGUGGUGUUGGUAUUGAUAUGUUGGGCGCCAUUUGUGAUUUACUGUGGCAUUUUAGAUAGAAAUCUAAGAGGAUUUCCUAAUCCUAUGGAUGGUGUUAGGCUUGUAUGGCCUAGGACUGGCCAAUUCAAUGACUAA
Porites lobata is the source of this 1708-nucleotide messenger RNA. The record is from the annotation of a GenBank genome assembly. Lineage: Eukaryota; Metazoa; Cnidaria; Anthozoa; Scleractinia; Poritidae.